This is a messenger RNA of Spizellomyces punctatus DAOM BR117, 609 nucleotides long. RefSeq lists its product as uncharacterized. Lineage: Eukaryota; Fungi; Chytridiomycota; Chytridiomycetes; Spizellomycetales; Spizellomycetaceae. Bases 24 to 377 code for a protein of 117 amino acids. The transcript has 3 exons. The record is from RefSeq and is a predicted model, not a curated record.
GCAAAUGCACUCCACAAGCAAACAUGUUGAUCAAGGCAUUCUCCGUGCGCUCGCUGCAAAAAAAUUUGGGAGUGGGGAAUGGCGCUAACGUGCAGGUCCCGUUGCUCAAGAAGGUUACCGUGGUAUUCGGUACAGAUAAAUGUCCAGCAAAGUCGUCACUAAGCUCCUUUUACGUCAAUGAGCUCCCCCGUAUCUAUAAAAGUAAUCCUCACAUCCAAUUCUCGACCCUUCCAGAGGAAGCCGACCACUGCGAGUUAUCCCUUUCACUUGGAAAUGACCACACUGUCUCAAUUGACCUCCGAGAGUGUUUGACAUCUGCAUCCAUGUAUAACCGAAUAAUGACAGUGGCGCUUCCACCAGCGACAUCACCGCAAUGACCGAUGCAACUCGCUUGCUUUUCGGCACCAACAAGAUCGUAGAGAGGACUUGACAAAUAAUAGAGAUGCUAUAAUGUCAAACGGAGUAUGCUCAGCAGACCGUAUCUGUAGGCAUGACUGUCCUGCACUGACACGUCCGGUCUUAGACUUUUCAGCAGGCACACCAAUUAUUGGCAGCUAUGGCAUUCGCAUAAAUAAUUCAAUAUAUAAAGUGGAUACAUGCGUGCAACGG